Quercus robur (English oak) is the source of this 1107-nucleotide messenger RNA. RefSeq lists its product as uncharacterized. The coding region runs from base 1 to 1107 and encodes 368 amino acids. Lineage: Eukaryota; Viridiplantae; Streptophyta; Magnoliopsida; Fagales; Fagaceae. The transcript has 2 exons. The record is from RefSeq and is a predicted model, not a curated record.
AUGGGGGUGAUUUCGUCUGUAAUGUUAUGUUCGUCUGUAGUUGAUUUCGUCAGUCCCAUCAGUGCUCAUUACCAAGCUAUCAAGAAGAGUGAAGAUCUACUGAAGGAAAAACAACACAUUCAAAGUGUUUUGGUUAAGCAAUCAAAUAAAGAUAAACUUGAUUAUCAGGUUCAAUUAAAUGCAAUAGUUGAUUGCAUAAGAUUCUUUUUAUGCCAGGAAUUAGCUUUUCGUGGUCACGAUGAAUCUCAAGGUUCAAGUGAUAAAGGAAAUUUUCUUGAGCUUCUACAAUUUUUGGGGAAUCACAAUAAAUCUAUCAAUGAAGUGUUGCAAACAGCUCCGAAAAAUUGCAAGCUUACCCACUCGGAUAUUCAAAAAGACAUUGUGAAUGCAAUUGCACGUGAAACAUCCAAAGCCAUCAUCAAGGAUCUUGACAAUGGGUUCUUUUCAAUAUUAGUUGAUGAGUCACAUGAUAUCUCAGUGAAAGAACAAAUGUCCCUCGUUCUUCGUUAUGUGAACAAAAAAGGAAUUAUUAUAGAGCGGUUCCUUGGUAUUGUACAUGUUGCAAGUACCACCGCUUUGUCACUCAAAUGUGCUAUUGAAUGUUUACUUUGUGAACAUAAUUUGAGUUUGUCGAACCUACGUGGGCAAGGUUAUGACGGGGCUAGUAAUAUGCAAGGUGAUAUCAAUGGUCUCAAAACUUUAAUUUUGAAAGAGAAUAAGUCAACAUUUUAUGUCCAUUUUUUUGCUCAUCAACUUCAAUUGACAUUUGUUGCCAUUGCUAAAAAUCACAUUAACAUUGCUGAAUUUUUUAUUGUGGUUAGUAAUUUAGUAACUGUUGUUGGAGGCUCUUGUAAGAGACGAGAUGCUCUUCGAGAUGCACAAUUUGCCAAAAUUAAAGAAGAUUUAGAGAAUGGUGUACAUAGAAGUGGGCAAGAUUUGAAUCAAGAGACAAAUCUUAAAUGCCCUGAUGAUACACGUUGGGGAUCAUAUUAUGAGACUAUUCUCAACUUGAUUUUAAUGUUCUCUGCUGUUGUUGAUGUACUUGAGAUUAUUGAAGAAGAUGGCCUCUCCAACCAAAAAAUUGAAGCUCGAUCUAUUAUGAGUUAG